UUUUUUGGUCCUCUUCAUAUUUUCUCAUUUGACCCAUUUUAGUCAAGAUCCCGUCACUGCCGCUGAUUGUAAUCACAGUGGCUAUGAACUUUCAAGUGGAACCACCGGAGAAGAAGAAGACUAAGAACUCGUCUCCACCACAUUCACCUCCGUCGUCGUCAUCUCCGUCGCUUUCUCUACUUCCAGAAGAAAUCGUCGUGCACUGCUUAGCUCGGAUCUCAAGAUUGUACUACCCAACGCUCUCACUCGUUUCGAAAAGCUUCCGCUCAAUUCUCUCUUCCACGGAGCUCUACGCAACCAGAUCUCACCUCGGAAGCACUGAACAGUGUGUCUAUCUCUGUCUAUGGGAUCCCAGUUAUCAAUUUCCCCAAUGGCUUAGACUCUUAGUUAACCCUAACCGAACCCUAGCCAACUCCAUCAUUAAGAAGAGAAGGAAGAAGAAGAAGACAACUGGACAAAUGUUAGUUCCGCUUACCUCGUCUAAGUUUACAUCAGUAUCAAAAGCCACCGUUGUAGUUGGUUCUGAGAUUUAUGUACUUGGCGGUCCAGUCGACUCCGCCGUGCGGGUGCUUGAUUGUUGCAGUCACACUUGGCGCGAUGCACCGAGCAUGAAUGUAUCCCGAAUGAAUGCCUGGGCAUGUUUCCACGAUGGGAAAAUUUACGUAAUGGGAGGUUGCCAAGGAUUAAAGGACGAACCAUGGGCUGAGGUGUUCAAUACAAAGACUCAGACUUGGGAAGGCCUCCCUGAGCCGGGUAGUGAGGUACGUAAGUGUUCCAUUGACAGAAGCGGAGUGAUUGAAGGAAAGAUUGAGUUUGGAAAUGUAAACGAGAUGUGUGCUUACGACACGAAGCUAUGUAAAUGGGAGUAUUGUGUAAACAAAAGUGCAGCUUUGAGGUCAGAAUGUAUGAUUGAGAAUGUUUCAUAUGGCUUCUGGAACAUGCGCUUGUUGUGGUAUGACAAUGACAUACAAAAGGAUUAUUGGAAAAGAUUGGAAGGGUUAGAGUCACUAGAUGAUAAGUACAUGAGGAAUGGUGGCUCAAGUGGUAAUACGACUAAACUAGUUGCAUGUGGUGGGAAACUCUUACUUUUAUGGGAAGGAUAUAUGAAGCAUAACCCCAAUAAUAGGAAGAAGAUUUGGUGUGCGGUGAUCGCGAUAGAGAAGUGUGAUGGAGGUGGAGUUUGGGGAAUUGUUGAGAGUGUUGAUGUUUUGUAUACUGUCCCCAUAUCAUGUCAGCUCUUGCAUUGUCUCGUUGUCUCGGUUUGAUUGACUUGUAUUCAGGUAUGAUCAGUUCAAAAUCAGUUUGUAGGAUCUAACUGUAGUAUAACAUAGUAUGAACGAUGGAUUGUUGACCAGUUGGAUAGAGGAGAAGGAAUCAGAGGCAAGAGGAGAGCAACAAAGUGUAUGAGAUUAAUUAGUUAAGGUUAAGAGGCACAUUUUGUCAAACUAGCUACUAUGGCAUAUUAGUGUUUGUCUAAUCCCUUGUUAUUAAUGAAUCUGAUUUGUUGUUUGAGUUAUCAUGCUAUGAAUUGAGUCUUUCUUUACUAACAAGUAGGGA
Messenger RNA from Arabidopsis thaliana (thale cress), 1557 nucleotides. Its product is annotated as Galactose oxidase/kelch repeat superfamily protein. Lineage: Eukaryota; Viridiplantae; Streptophyta; Magnoliopsida; Brassicales; Brassicaceae. Bases 84 to 1265 code for a protein of 393 amino acids. The transcript has a single exon. The record is from RefSeq and is marked reviewed.